Micropterus salmoides (largemouth bass) is the source of this 2201-nucleotide messenger RNA. It is a transcript of the gene pa2g4b, whose product is annotated as proliferation-associated 2G4, b. The transcript is spliced from 13 exons. Lineage: Eukaryota; Metazoa; Chordata; Actinopteri; Centrarchiformes; Centrarchidae. The coding region runs from base 85 to 1263 and encodes 392 amino acids. The record is from RefSeq and is a predicted model, not a curated record.
CGGUGCAGAGAGCAGCGUGGUCUAUCCUGUGACUGACACCCGUCGGGUAAAAAGUUACUCUGAGUUCGCGGACACACUGCCAACAUGUCUGGAGAUGACGAGACACAGGAGCAGACCAUCGCUGAUGACUUGGUGGUCACCAAGUACAAGAUGGGGGCCGAGAUUGCGAAUCAGGCUUUGAAGACGGUAGUUGGGGCAGCUAUGGCUGGAGUCUCCGUGCUCAGCCUGUGUGAAAAGGGAGACUCCUUCAUCAUGGCAGAAACUGGGAAAAUCUUCAAGAAGGAAAAGGACAUGAAGAAAGGUAUUGCUUUUCCUACUUGUGUGUCAGUUAACAACUGUGUAUGCCAUUACUCCCCGCUGAAGAGUGACCCUGAUGUCAUACUGAAGGAUGGGGACAUUGUCAAAAUUGACCUGGGUGUGCAUGUUGAUGGCUUCAUCUCAAAUGUGGCUCACAGCUUCAUUGUUGGAGUGACCAAGGACAACCCGGUGACAGGACGGAAGGCUGAUGUUAUCAAAGCAGCUCACCUCUGUGCUGAGGCCGCCCUGCGCCUUGUUAAGCCAGGAAAUCAGAACACACAGGUCACAGAAGCCUGGAACAAGAUUGCAAAGUCAUUCAAGUGCUCCCUUAUUGAGGGCAUGCUGUCCCACCAGCUCAAACAACAUGUGAUUGAUGGUGAGAAAACUAUCAUCCAGAACCCAACGGACCAGCAAAAAAAGGACCAUGAGAAAGCGGAGUUUGAGGUGCACGAGGUAUAUGCAGUGGAUGUGCUUAUCAGCACUGGAGAAGGAAAGGCAAAGGAUGGAGGUCAGAGGACCACCGUUUACAAACGAGACCCCAACAAGGUGUACGGCCUGAAGAUGAAGACAUCUCGGACAUUCUUCAGUGAGAUGGAGAGACGCUUUGAUACAAUGCCUUUCACUCUGAGAGCGUUUGAGGAUGAAGGCAAGGCCAGGUUGGGUGUGGUGGAGUGUGCCAAACAUGAGCUGCUGCAGCCAUUUAAUGUGCUGCAUGAGAAAGAAGGUGAAUUUGUUGCCCAGUUCAAGUUCACCGUGCUGCUCAUGGCCAAUGGACCACUGCGAAUCACAAACAGCCUCUUUGAGCCAGAACUCUACAAGUCCGAGCAUGAAGUGGAGGACCCGGAGCUGAAGGCUUUGCUUCAAAGCUCAGCCAGCCGUAAGACUCAGAAGAAGAAGAAAAAGAAGGCGUCAAAGACUGUUGAAAACGCAACAGGACAGGCAAUGGAGACCGAAGCUGCAGAAUAAAUUUUUCUCUGCAAGAAAUUCUGACAGACAUCUGACGACCCAAAGAACAGACGUCAUGAAUCCUUCUGUCCCAGCUGUCUGAGGCACUUGCGGGCAUAGCCGCUGUGAAUACCUCUUCUGAAUCUAACUGAUGUCAGUCUGGGAUGAUGCUGCUCCUAAAUUCUGUCAAUCCACCUAAAACACACACAUACGUCCCUAAUAAAUCUCACUGUCCUUGAGACAGCCUUCUGUGUGGACAGUCCUGCUUCAAAAGAGGGUAUUUUGUUCAAGGGCAUAAACUCACUGGAACAUUUAACCAAUCGAAUGACCGUGAGCCUUCGCCCCUUUAUCCACAAUAACUAGUGAAAGAUAUGGAAAAUAAAAUGAGUUUGACAGAGCGGCCAAGGAUGAUGAAUGCACAGUACUGUCACUGUAGUUGUGUGGCAUAAAGAUAACUUCCUUGAGGUCAUAAACCUGAAGCCAUGCCUUUUGAAAUGAAUGAAUAACUUAUCGUGGGCAGAAAUGUGUAACACUUGUCUUGAACCCUGAUGUCGUAUGACAUUCGCACACGUAAGCAUGAAAUCAUUAGUUACCAUUCCCGUUUAUUUCAGCAUAAUUACUGCAUUUAUACAGCUCUUGCUUAGGUCCAUCUGUUAGUACAUUGUGUAUACUUCUAGGCUUCUACUGUAGGUUAAUCAGCUAACAAUUUCUAAAACUGACAUUGUAAGAUUUAAAGGUUAAGUAAUUUAACUAGUAAAAAAUGAAAUUAUUUUUCUCGGUUGUGGAUGGUCUAACUCCUGCCAAGGGUUCAGCAUUCAGUCUUCUGGUACCGCUACCGAGUCUGACAGUCUGUGUUUACAUAAGAAGUCCAUACCUGUUAAGAUACAUGGAUGCUUUUGUAAAACAAGUCCCAGUUUCAGAGACUAUUUUUGGAAACAUUAAAAAGCCACCUGACAUCA